This is a messenger RNA of Astyanax mexicanus (Mexican tetra), 2081 nucleotides long. Its product is annotated as zinc finger protein 501-like. The record is from RefSeq and is a predicted model, not a curated record. The transcript is spliced from 2 exons. NCBI's taxonomy places the organism in Eukaryota, Metazoa, Chordata, Actinopteri, Characiformes, Acestrorhamphidae. Bases 272 to 1447 code for a protein of 391 amino acids.
UAAUGGAAGGGUGCUGCAGGUUUCCCCCGGUCUCCAGUAAAGUGGAGCAGCAGAAGAUCCAGCUCUGAUCAGCAGCAGCUCCACACCUCUGUACUCAGACUGAUCUGCUGGAGGAACACCAUCAGCUCACCUGCUGCAGAAAUAAAUACCAGCCUGUUCCAAGUCUUCUCCUGCUUCUGGUGUUAACUGCCAUACCUGGAAAAUGUAUCUUGAAAAAUACAGAUUUAGAAGAUUUUACACAAAUAUUUAGCUGCUGAACGAAGGGGAGAACAUGGAAUCCAGAGAAAUCUCCAGUACUCAGCCAACAUCCUCUCCUACACCUAGCAGACAAAUGCAGAAAAGCACAGGCAAGAAAACUCACCACUGUUCAGAUUGUGGGAAGAGUUUUACUCAAAAGGUUAAUCUCAAAAGACACCAGCGCAUUCACACAGGAGAGAAUCUGUAUCACUGCUCAAACUGUGGGAAGAAUUUUACUUCUAAGUGUCAUCUCCAAGUACACCAGCGCAUUCACACCGGAGAGAAACCGUAUCACUGCUUAGAGUGUGGUAAAAGUUUUACUACCCAGGGAAAUCUCCAACAACACCAUCUUAUUCACACAGGAGAAAAACGCUUUUGUUGUUCAGAUUGUGGGAAGAGUUUUACUCAAAAGAGUAAUCUCAGAACACACCAGCGCAUUCACACUGGAGAGAAACCGUAUCACUGCUUAGAGUGUGGGAAUAGUUUUACUACAAAGUGUCAUCUUCAAGAACACCAGCGCAUUCACACUGGAGAGAAACUGUAUCACUGCUCAAACUGUGGGAAGAAUUUUACUACUAAGCGCCAUCUCCAAGAACACCAGCGCAUUCACACUGGAGAGAAACCAUAUCACUGCUUAGACUGUGGGAAGAGUUUUACCACACAGAGGAGUUUCAAAAGACACCAGCGCAUUCACACUGGAGAGAAUCCGUAUCACUGCUUAGACUGUGGUAAACGUUUUACUACCCAGGGUAAUCUCCAACAACACCAGCUUAUUCACACACGAGAAAAACGCUAUUGUUGUUCAGAUUGUGGGAAGAGUUUUACUCAAAAGAGUAAUCUCAAAACACACCAGCGCAUUCACACAGGAGAGAAACCAUAUCACUGCUCAAAUUGUGGGAAGAAUUUGACUACUAAGCAUCAUCUCCAAGAACACCAGCACAUUCACACAGGAGAGAAACCGUAUCACUGCUUAGACUGUGGGAAGAGUUUUACCACACAGAGGGAUUUCAAAAGACACCAGCGCAUUCACACUGGAGAGAAUCCGUAUCACUGCUUAGACUGUGGUAAAAGUUUUACUACCCAGGGUAAUCUCCAACAACACCAGCGCAGGCACACAGGACAGAAACCAUACUAUUGUUCAGGUUGUGGAAAAAGUUUUCAUCAAUAUAGUCAAUUUGAAAAACACCAGCGCAUUCACACUGGAGUGUAAACGUAUCUCUGCUCAGAGAGAAAAGCUUCAGGCAUUCAUAUACGAUGAUGGGAUGCAAGUGGAGUAUUCAAGGCAUUUACACACCUAUAACCAUAGAGGAACCACGGGAAUUACAGGAUUUUCCUCAGACAUUUAGCAAAGUCAAGAAAACUACGUAUGAAAUUGAAAAGUACAGUCCACUCCACUCUAUCCACUCAAACACCUCACAGACCACAGUGUUCAGUUUUUGGUUAGCUUUUUCUUAGAAAUCAGGCAGCACACACCGAUCAGCCUUAAUAAUAAAAUCACCCCCUUGUUUCUACACUCACUGUCCCAUCUUAUCACUCUGUGGUUCUAACAUUACUGCCUGAGUUCUAAACCAUUUAUUUAAAUAUUUUUGUAUUAAAAUGAGUUUUAAUUUAUUAAUAGUUGCUGAUGCACUGUUUUAAUCAAGCAUUAACGGCUUGAUUAUUAUGUGUAUUUUGGAUUUUAUAAUUUUUACUGUUUAAUACUUGAUUAUACUUACUCUACUCUUGUAGAAUUCUCGUUUAUUGCUUUUACUCUAAUUUUUUGUUACAAAGAUUAAUUGUAACCUUUUCUGCUUUUGUGUACAUUGUUUAAAGCUUCAUAUGUGGAAAUAAACUUUUGUAUAGUA